AUGCGCAGCUCGUGGGCUGAUGCAGUUGAAGGCUCCGGCUCUGGCUCGGGGCCCGGUUCUUCGGGCAACACCAAUGUACCCGUCGGCUCCAGUCCUCAGCCUUCUUCGGCAAACAACAGCGCUCACGGUGGGUCCGCACCCCCGCGCGCCGUUAAAUCAUCCUACGUCCCUCCCCAUCUGCGCGGCCGUCCUCCGCCUUCCGAUGGUCAAGGUGCCCCUCCAUCUACUGCCGAUACAUUUCCGGGGCCCCCAAGGCAGACUGGAUAUGGUGCCCCUCCUGUGGGGGGCCGCAUGGGUGGUGGCCUCAGUAGGGACAUGGACCGCAUGUCCCUUGGCGGACGCGGCGGUGGAGGUGGAGGUGGAGGGUGGAACACAAGAUCAGGUGGGUGGGACCGUGGUAGGGAGAGAGAGGUCAACCCCUUUGCAAAUGAAGAGGAAACUGUAGAGCCCGCGUUUGAUGGUGAGAACACCGGUAUAAAUUUCGAUGCAUACGAGGACAUUCCUGUCGAGACAAGUGGCACGGAUGUGCCCCCCCCUGUGAACACUUUUGCAGAGAUUGAUUUGGGCGAUGCACUGAAUGAAAAUAUAAGGAGAUGCAAGUAUGUCAGGCCAACACCAGUUCAACGUCAUGCAAUCCCGAUUUCUCUAGGUGGUCGAGACCUGAUGGCUUGUGCUCAGACGGGAUCAGGCAAGACUGCAGCUUUCUGUUUCCCUAUAAUAUCUGGAAUAAUGAAGGGGCCUCCUUCACAACGGGCAAGAGGCAUGCGGACUGUCUACCCACAGGCUCUUAUAUUGUCCCCUACACGGGAACUUUCAGUCCAGGUAGGUUGGUUUUAUGAACCCCCCCUCGGUCCAUCUUGUAGUUUUUUGUUUAUUUUUUCAUUUGAUAUAUGCAUCUGUAUUGAUUCAGAUACAUGAGGAGGCGAGGAAAUUCGCUUACCAAACAGGUGUGAGGGUUGUGGUAGCGUACGGAGGAGCGCCAAUUAAUCAACAGGUAUUUUUCUGUCCCAUUUAUUAUGCCUAUGUAUACUAGAUGAUUCGUAUGAUUGUUCGUUGAUCAGUUAAAGCUGAUGUUUGUGGUAAGGUGUCAUUAUCUUUUAUUAAUUUUCGGGCUGCUAGCUGUUUGCUUUCUAUUUUAAAGACUGGAUGCGUAUUCCGAGCCUGAUUAUUUUCCUUAGCUCUUUUAUCGUUAUAUUAUUCAUAUACCAUUUGGUCACAUUAAUUUUGUUCAGAUAUUAAUAGCUAUGAAGAAGUGUUUUCAUUUAGCUUUGGUCAUAUAGCGUAGAAAAUUGAUAUUCUCCAUGAGAUUUCAGUACCUGAUGCAUCCUUGAAUAACGACUUUGAUUUAUUGUAAUAGUCCUUUCAAUUGCCCGGUCAUCGAGUGUCAGCAUCUUUUUGAACUGUUAGUUGGUCAGAUUUUAUCUGAAAGGAGAUAGUGCUUCAUUGAAAAUCACCAGCCUCUUGAUAUCUUCUGAACUGCUUCACCGCUCUUUUUGUCCAUGAAUGAAAUAUAUGCCUUUCUUCGGUCCCUCCUAUUAUAUAUAUAUUUUUUUUGCUUCGAGGUUUUAAUAGUAUGGCUAAAAAAUAGACGGCUCAAUUGCAAACUGACAUUUUAGGCAAAGGUCCAUCUUUCACUUGCUAAAUAGAUUUUCGCUUUUUGUCCUUUGUUUAAAAUUGGUGAUUAUCCUUUUCCAGUUUUCUGUUCUAAUUAGCGAUCGACUCAAGGAAAUCCGGAUGCAAUGGGAAUAUCGGAGAACUUACAUAUUUGAAUUUGUUCCAAAUCAGUUCUACAAUCAAAAUGCGAAUUCCUACUAUUUAAGUACGAGUGUCGUUUGACUUUUUUUCACCCUGUUUUUUGACACUAUUGUCAUUACUUCUGGCAGUUGCGUGAACUAGAGAGGGGUGUUGACAUUCUUGUGGCGACUCCUGGCCGUUUGGUAGAUUUGUUGGAGAGGGCUAGAGUUUCGCUGCAGAUGAUCAAGUAUCUUUGUCUUGAUGAGGCGGAUAGAAUGCUGGAUAUGGGUUUCGAACCCCAAAUUCGGAAGAUUGUUGAGCAAAUGGACAUGCCUCAGCGAGGCAUGCGGCAAACAAUGUUGUUCAGUGCCACCUUUCCGAAAGAGAUACAGGUUUUGUAGUUGUCUCCUGUUUUUCUUGAAUCUACGCGUGAGCUCAUAGUUCUUUCAUUUCUAGGUCACCUUUUUUAAAGUCAUUAUCCUUAUUGUGCUCUGUGAAUUGAAGUAAUGAAGUUUCAAGAGUUGAGUACAUUGCUUCAUUGUAUGCUCCUAUAGCGAAGCUGAUUAAACUAGCUGAAUUUUGUGUUAUUUCUUAAUCUUUGUGCUAUCUGGCCAGGCAUGUGUAUGCUACCUUUUUCAUUAUGCUGACGUUUCUUGGCAUCAUGGAGAAAGAUUUGAAUGCAUCUUGUCUUCAAGAAAGCUUUGUGCACUAAUCAUAAACUUUCUCUUGGUUAUUGGCAUCCUGGAAUCAUGAUAUAAUUUAUUGUCUUACUGUUAGCUUCUAUUCUAUUACCCAUGGUGUUUGGCAACAGUCAACUUUAUUUACCAAUUAUAUGUUUAGUUCCCAUAUAUAAUUCGGGUCUUUUAGUGGAUUCAUUCUCACUGUUCGAAUCCGCUUUUCAAUUGUCUUAUUGUACAAGCCUGUUCCGUUGUAUGAUGCAAGGCUACGGCGGUUUCAUCUUUAAUAUGUUUUUAGUCAGACAGCAUACUGAGGUGGCUUUUGGCUGUUCUGCAACCAGUCUCUGCGAAACCCACCUGACACAUCUUAUUUCUUGCAGCAACUAGCCUCCUAACUUUGCUCAACUGAUUGCUCCAUUUUCUGUCAAGACUUCAUGUCACUCUUCUGCGACUCGUCCAUUCAGUCACUUCUUGCGAAAGUUAGAAAAACCUAAUAUAUGUUCAUCAUUAGAGGAAACAAAUUUAUUUCUCAAAGUUGCCGAAGCACUUGUAUGUUUGUGAUCAAAUUUCACAUUCCUGGUCAUUUUUUCGGGUGAACAUGGGUUGUGUGGUUUUAGUGUGCUAUCACUCUGGAAUGCUUUUUUAUUUUCGGGUACAAAAUGCUAUUCUAAUGAUCAAGAUAUCUUCAUUUCAGUUCUUUUCUCUAUAUAGUUGUGGUAGGUUCUAUGUUUAGAGCGUUUUAGGAAGGGUCAAUUGUACUUUGUAUCAUGUGGCUAAAAUCCACCUUUGCCAAGUUCGUAGAAGUUCCCUAAUCCCAUGGGCUACUUUUUGCACAUUGCUUGAUGUGAUUGGCACCUCAUCUCUGAAUUUGCGGCCCUUUGGUACUAAGAUUGUCCUGACAAACAAAGCGAUUUUCGAUGUCACUCUCUCUGAGGUUUUUCCUUUCCCCAUUUUACGGCCAUAUUGUAGAGCAAGGAACGAAGAUUGCCUUUAAGGCCACAAAUCUUUCUUUAAAUGGGUAGUCUACAUUCUUCUGUUAGGUUCCUGAUCUCUUGGUUCAUUUCAGUCAGCUUGACAUCCUGCAGUUGUAUCUAGAGAUUCUAUUAGCCGGUUUACUUCUUCCCAAUGAUUUCUAAAAUUGUGAGACGAUAUGAUUGGGAAUUGUUUCUUUUUAUUUUUCUCGCAGUCUUUAUUUUGGCAGCAUCCAGUGAAAAUAAAUAUCUAAUUGUGGUAUGUUUCCAUCCUAAUUCUUUGUCCGACCUCACACUACUUGCCGGUUUGCUAUUUUCUCGCAUCUGAAACCUUACCUUUUGUUCCUACUCAUGUCUGACCCAUGUAUGUCUUCCUAGCUAAGAGUUGUUAUUAAGGGGAAUGGCUUCCUGAGUUGCUUUUCAGCUUUGUGCAGAGGCUGGCAUCUGAUUUCCUCUCGAACUACAUUUUUCUGGCUGUUGGGAGGGUUGGCUCCAGUACCGAUCUGAUUGUGCAAAGGGUUGAAUAUGUUCAUGAAUCAGACAAAAGGAGCCACCUUAUGGAUCUUCUCCACGCCCAAAGAGCGAAUGGUUCUCAUGGAAAGGUUAGUCUUUUCACUCCUGACUUUUGCAUAUCAGUAGUCCGGGGGGCGGAGCCCUCUGGUACAUUAGACUAAUGACAUUCAAGAGCAUCGGUUUUUUCAUCUGCUUGGACUUAUUCUUUUGUUUUCAAUGAUGCAGCAAUCUUUGACUUUGGUUUUUGUGGAAACAAAGAAAGGAGCCGACUCACUGGAAUAUUGGUUAUGUUCAAAUGGUUUCCCUGCUACGUCUAUUCAUGGGGAUAGAUCUCAACAGGUGACUACAUCUGAACUCUGAUAGUUGCUACUUCUUUUGUCCCUUCGGUUGUUAUGUAUGGGCUUGUCUGUGAGAACUCCCAAGUGCUGGGCAACCUGAGGACGCAGCUACAUUGCUAGCUUGGAUCUUCUUCAUCCCAUAUAUUUUCUUCUCUGCUUGGCAUCCCCCUAUUUCAAACCACCCACACCCAUGCAGAUGUUCACAUUCAUGCAUCUUCGUACACUUUGAACCACAAGAAUGCGGCAUGCUACUUUGUGCUGUGUUCAUGUUAUUUCGUAGACAUGCUACAGAAGCUAUGGAUCGUAUUAAAUGUCUCUAUUUCUUCGCUGUGUUCACAUUGUUCCUCAGAAAUGAUCCACCGGUAUCCAGGCACCUCCUUCUUCGUCUUUUUUGUUUCUUUGUUGAAAGAUGGUAAUAUUUUAAUAUCUAUCCCCGAUGCUAUCUUAAUCUUAUCAACUAAUCUUUUCAUGCAAUUUCCUAGGCGUUUACACUUCAUCUGUCUGUGUUUUUCUUAUUUUAUUUAUAUAUUGUCGCAAAAAAAAAUUCCCCAUUCGUGCUUUUUACCAUUAUCUUUUUAUUUUAAUUUUUGUUACACAGCUGUUGGCAAACAGCUCUAUUUUUUAUGAACUGGCAUGCUCUAAAAUGACAUCUUCCCAAAUGAUUAGUCAACUCCCGUGGUCUGUGUGCGGCCACUACUUCAUUGUUGUUCAUGACUUUUUGAGCAGCCAACAAAUUUUUCUCUGCAAUUUUUUUUUUUUGUGAAGCUGACUUUUCUGCAUUUUUCUUAAAAUUCCGGUUAGUUGAUCCAUUCAUUUUUUUUCCAUUUAUGUUAGUGAUGGUGAGAUUUUUGCUGCAAGAACACAUUCUGUCUCUGUUUUCUCAAGAUCCUCCUUUUUUUUUCCCUCCACCACAGGAAAGAGAGCAGGCUUUGAGAUCGUUUAAGAGUGGGUUGACCCCCAUUCUAGUGGCCACCGACGUAGCGGCGAGAGGGCUGGACAUUCCCCACGUGUCUCAUGUGGUCAAUUUUGAUCUCCCCAAUGACAUCGACGACUAUGUCCACAGGAUCGGAAGGACAGGGAGGGCCGGGAAGAGCGGCCUGGCCACUGCCUUCUUCAACGAGAACAACGUCUCGAUGGCGAGAUCACUUUCAGACCUCAUGGAGGAGUCAAACCAGGAAGUUCCUCAGUGGCUGGGUCGCUAUGCUGCUAGAUCCUCCUUCGGCGGCGGCGGCGGCAGGAACCGCCGCUCUGGCGCAGGCCGCUUUGGCGGCAGAGACUUCCGUAGAGACCACCAUUCAGGCAAGGGAGGCGGAGGAGGUGACUAUUAUGGCGGCGGCGGUGGCGGUUUUGGGGGCGGCUACGGCGGCGGUGGCGGCGGUGGCGGCGGUUACUCUUCCUACUCUGGCGGCGGCGGCGGCGGUGGCGGCGGCUCCAGCGCCUGGGACUGA
This is a messenger RNA of Spirodela intermedia, 5681 nucleotides long. Lineage: Eukaryota; Viridiplantae; Streptophyta; Magnoliopsida; Alismatales; Araceae. The record is from the annotation of a GenBank genome assembly.